Galleria mellonella (greater wax moth) is the source of this 2383-nucleotide messenger RNA. It is a transcript of the gene Art7, whose product is annotated as protein arginine N-methyltransferase 7. Lineage: Eukaryota; Metazoa; Arthropoda; Insecta; Lepidoptera; Pyralidae. The record is from RefSeq and is a predicted model, not a curated record. The transcript has 9 exons. The coding region runs from base 288 to 2348 and encodes 686 amino acids. Gene Ontology annotation, molecular function: protein-arginine omega-N monomethyltransferase activity. Gene Ontology annotation, biological process: peptidyl-arginine methylation.
AAAUUUGAUAAGAAGUGCUGUGAUUGCCCGCUUUAUUAAUUAAUAAUUAAUAAACAAGCAUUUUACUAAUAAUUUACGGAACUAAAAUAUAUUCUUAUUUUGCUAGCCGUAUAUAGAAAUUAAAAGUGGCUUAGUUUCACUACAUGAAAGAUAAACGCUGAAGAAUAAGUGACCAAUAUAUCUACAAAUAAGCAAACUGAAGAGGCAAUGAACUGGCUGUAUAGCUCAACAUAUCGCAGGAUGUCAGUGGAUGCAGGGUGAGAUCAUUUUCUCAGUCAGAAGAUAGAAUGCAAGUGUUUACACAGAAGAAGAACCCCAUAACCGGUAGUACAGAGUGGGACGUUCAACAUGAGGAUUAUGAUUAUCAUCAGGAGAUCGCGCGGAGCGCUUUUGCCGAUAUGUUGCACGACACUGAGAGAAACAAGAAGUAUUAUAGAGCUUUGCAGUUGGCUAUAGAAAGAAUGCAUAAAGAUGGAAGGAAAGCCAAUGUUUUGGAUAUAGGUACAGGAACAGGGUUACUAUCAAUCAUGGCAGCAAGAUGUGGAGCUGAUUCUAUCACAGCAUGUGAGGCAUUCAAGCCAAUGGCUGAGUGUUGUGCAAAAAUUUUAGCUUGCAAUGGUGUAGCUGAUAAAAUUACUCUCAUACCAAAAAGAUCAACUGAAAUGACAGUAGGUGAAAAUGGAGACAUGAAAGAAAAGGCUAAUAUUUUAGUUACAGAAGUAUUUGAUACAGAAUUGAUUGGAGAAGGUGCCCUUUCUACAUUUUCCCAUGCUCACAAAUACCUUCUAGAAAAAGAUUGCAUAGUGGUUCCUGACUCUGCAGUGAUUUAUGUACAAGUGGUCGAAUGUCCUACUAUGCAGAAAUGGAACAAACUGAAUGAUUUAGCAGAUGAAGAAUUGGAGAAUGUCUUGAGAACACCACAAAAGAUGAAAGACUGCGCUGGUUCCGCUGCAGUGCACGACAUUCAGUUGUCUCAGCUCCCCCGUCAAGCAUUCCGCGAGCUUUCAGAGCAAAUUCCUGUAUUCUACUAUGAUUGGUCGGGGCGUACUCCAAUAGAUAUGAAGAGAACAGUUAAGCAGCAGUUUGCUGUGACUAAUACUGGACGCGCACAGAUGGUUUUUAUGUGGUGGGAGCUGAAUAUGGACACUGAAGGAAAGAUAUGUCUCAGCUGUGCACCAUGGUGGACUCAUACUGAUGCUGAUGUGGCAUCAGAAAGACCACAAGACACAAUACCCUGGCGGGAUCACUGGAUGCAAGCAGUCUAUUACUUUCCACAAGAGCUAACUUUAAAGAAAGAUACCGAAGUCACUUUGAUAUCAUGCCAAGAUGAAUAUUCACUAUGGUUUUAUUUAGAAGAUGAAAAAUCAAAAUAUAAAAAUUACAAAAGGCCAAUAUGCGAGUGUGGCGUUCACAUGGCAUUAUCAAGAACACAUGUGUCAUAUUUAAACGACGGUAGGCGGAGUAAAAAGUUUUUAUCACAGUUGAGACAGGAAAUUGGAAAGGAAUCAGUUGUUCUAGAUCUGAACGGAAGCAGUUUUAUGGGUUUGGCCGCGGCGAAAUUUGGCGCGAAACAAGUAUACAUUUAUGAGACUCUGAAUCUAAAUGUUGGCAUUUUGAUUGAUUAUAUCAAUGAGAAUAGUUUAAAUAAUGUUACAAUUGUACCCAAUAUAGACGACAGUAUUGUUACCCAAGUGACAAAUGUCAUAUCGGACCCGAAUUUUAGUAAUGCCUUGUUGCCGUGGGAGAAUUUGAAAAUGGCGUAUAUUUUGUAUAAGUACAAUAGUAAAUUAAGGAGCGAUGUGUCUAUUACACCCGAGGGAUGUGAGCUUUGGGGAAUGCCUGUGGAAUUUCAGGAUUUGCACAAGAUUCGUAUACCACUGGAUAAAUGCGAGGGAAUAGAUAUGACCACCUUUGAUAAUCUCGUUGAGAGCUCUCGAAUAAUAAGCGACGCGGAUAUCGAACCGCAGCCAUUGUGGGAGUAUCCCUGCAAGAGUCGGGGGCUGCCGAGGAAACUUCUAGAAAUCGACAUGCGAGUGUUACAACCAACAUAUGCUACGAACGACAUCCAUCCAAUACUUGACACUGACUGUGACGAAGUACAAUCAAUAAAUGGGUUUGUGCUGUGGAUGUCAUGGACAGUUGGCGGGAAACAGAUAAGCGCGGGUCCGCAAGAGUGGCCCGCUGUCGGCGAGAGGGUGCAGUGGGACAUGCACACUAGGCAGGCGGUUAAAAUACUGAAAAAAGCGCAUGAAGCUGGCAGUACAGACACGUGGAGCUCACAGAUAGCCUGCGAUCUGGAGAAAGGACAAUUCAAUGUUGAUAUAAAACUCAAUAUUAAUGACCAAUAAUAUUUAUGUACUUAUUAAACUAUUUAUUUCGUUUC